Molecule: messenger RNA, 6457 nt
Organism: Antrostomus carolinensis (chuck-will's-widow)
Lineage: Eukaryota; Metazoa; Chordata; Aves; Caprimulgiformes; Caprimulgidae
Gene: DICER1
Product: dicer 1, ribonuclease III
Exons: 28
Coding region: 247-5958 (1903 amino acids)
Biological process (GO): pre-miRNA processing; apoptotic DNA fragmentation; siRNA processing
Cellular component (GO): cytoplasm; RISC-loading complex; nucleus
Molecular function (GO): ATP binding; RNA binding; deoxyribonuclease I activity
Source: RefSeq, a predicted model, not a curated record
GUUACCUAGGGUGAAACAAAAUUACAGGCUUGGAGACUCUGGAAAAGCUCAGCAUCAGCCUUUGAGAGCCGAAGCUUGCAAAUUAUGUGAUUAAUCUACAAGCUGAUAUCAUGAUGUCAAAAUGCGAUUCAGGAAGAAUAAGUACAGAGAUUGCGGAAAUUAAAACGUAAGCUGUGCUGGAACAAAAAUGCAAUGAAAGAAACACUGGAUGAAUGAGUGAAAAGCCCUGCUUUGCAAUCCCUCAGCAUGGCGGGACUGCAGCUCAUGACCCCUGCUUCCUCCCCAAUGGGUCCAUUUUUUGGACUACCAUGGCAACAAGAAGCAAUUCAUGAUAAUAUUUACACGCCAAGAAAAUAUCAGGUUGAACUGCUUGAAGCAGCUUUGGAUCAUAACACAAUAGUCUGCUUAAACACUGGCUCAGGGAAGACUUUUAUUGCAGUACUACUCACUAAAGAGCUGUCCUAUCAGAUCAGGGGAGAUUUCAACAAAAAUGGAAAAAGAACUGUGUUCUUGGUCAACUCAGAAAAUCAAGUUGCUCAACAAGUGUCAGCUGUCAGGACACAUUCAGAUCUUAAAGUGGGAGAGUAUUCAAGUUUAGAGGUAACUGAGUCAUGGACAAAAGAGAAGUGGAGUCAGGAAUUUUCUAAGCAUCAGGUUCUGGUUAUGACAUGUCAUGUUGCUUUGACUGUUUUGAGAAAUGAAUAUUUAUCCCUGUCAAAUAUUAAUCUUCUGGUGUUUGAUGAGUGCCAUCUUGCAAUCCAGGAUCACCCAUACCGUGAAAUUAUGAAGAUCUGUGAGGAUUAUCCAUCAUGUCCUCGAAUCUUGGGAUUAACAGCUUCCAUUUUAAAUGGGAAAUGUGAUCCUACUGAGUUAGAGGAGAAGAUUCAGAAACUGGAGAAAAUUUUAAAAAGCAAUGCUGAAACUGCAACUGAUUUGGUGGUCUUAGACAGAUAUACUUCUCAGCCAUGUGAGAUUGUUGUAGACUGUGGACCAUAUACUGACAAAAGUGGGUUGUAUGGAAGAUUAUUAAAGGAAUUGGAUGAAGCACUUGCUUUUCUACAUGACUGCAACAUAUCUGUACAUUCAAAAGAAAGAGAUUCUACCUUAAUUUCUAAGCAGAUAUUGUCAGACUGUCGAGCUGUGUUGGUUGUUCUGGGACCCUGGUGUGCAGAUAAGGUAGCUGGGAUGAUGGUGAGAGAGCUACAGAAGUAUAUCAAACACGAACAAGAGGAGCUGCACAGGAAAUUUUUAUUGUUUACAGACACUUUCCUAAGGAAAAUACAUGCACUCUGUGAAGAGCACUUCUCGCCUGCCUCACUUGACCUGAAAUUUGUAACCCCAAAAGUAAUAAAGCUGCUGGAAAUCUUACGCAAAUAUAAACCAUAUGAACGGCAGCAGUUUGAAAGUGUUGAAUGGUAUAACAACAGGAAUCAGGAUAAUUAUGUGUCUUGGAGUGAUUCUGAAGAUGAUGAUGAGGAUGAAGAAAUUGAGGAGAAAGAGAAGCCAGAGACUAAUUUCCCGUCUCCCUUUACUAAUAUUUUAUGUGGAAUUAUUUUUGUGGAAAGAAGAUAUACAGCAGUUGUUCUAAAUAGGUUGAUAAAAGAAGCUGGCAAGCAAGAUCCAGAACUGGCUUACAUCAGUAGCAAUUUUAUAACUGGACAUGGCAUUGGCAAGAACCAGCCUCGUAAUAAGCAGAUGGAAGUAGAAUUCAGAAAACAGGAAGAGGUUCUUAGAAAAUUUCGAGCACAUGAGACUAACCUGCUUAUUGCUACUAGUAUUGUAGAAGAGGGCGUUGACAUACCAAAAUGCAACUUGGUGGUGCGUUUUGAUUUGCCCACAGAAUACCGUUCCUAUGUGCAGUCAAAAGGAAGAGCUAGAGCACCAAUUUCCAAUUACAUUAUGUUAGCAGACACAGACAAAAUCAAAAGUUUUGAGGAAGAUCUUAAGACAUACAAAGCGAUUGAGAAGAUCCUCAGAAACAAAUGUUCAAAAUCUGUUGAUACCAGUGAAACUGAAACUGAACCCAUUGUUGAUGAUGAUGAUGUAUUUCCACCCUAUGUGUUGAGGCCAGAUGAGAACAGUCCAAGAGUUACUAUUAACACUGCUAUUGGACACAUAAAUAGGUACUGCGCUAGAUUACCAAGUGAUCCAUUUACACACCUGGCUCCCAAGUGUAAAACCCGAGAACUACCUGAUCAUACGUUUUACUCUACUCUCUACCUGCCAAUCAACUCACCUCUUCGAGCUUCAAUUGUUGGUCCUCCAAUGAGUUGUGCAAGACUGGCUGAGAGAGUUGUAGCUCUUAUUUGCUGUGAAAAACUGCACAAAAUUGGUGAACUGGAUGAUCAUUUGAUGCCAGUUGGUAAAGAAACGGUUAAAUAUGAGGAGGAGCUUGAUUUACAUGAUGAAGAAGAAACCAGUGUUCCAGGAAGGCCAGGCUCUACAAAACGAAGACAGUGCUAUCCUAAAGCUAUUCCAGAAUGUUUGAGGGACAGUUAUCCUAAACCUGAUCAGCCCUGUUACCUGUAUGUAAUAGGAAUGGUGUUAACGACUCCUCUACCUGAUGAGCUCAACUUCAGGAGACGAAAGCUGUAUCCUCCUGAGGAUACAACAAGAUGUUUUGGCAUAUUGACAGCCAAACCUAUACCUCAGAUUCCUCACUUUCCUGUGUAUACUCGCUCUGGAGAGGUUACAAUAUCUAUUGAGCUUAAGAAAUCUGGUUUUACUCUGUCUCUGCAAAUGCUUGAGCUGAUAACGCGACUCCACCAGUACAUUUUUUCACAUAUUCUUCGUCUUGAGAAACCUGCACUAGAGUUCAAACCCACAGAAGCUGAUUCAGCCUAUUGUGUUCUACCUCUUAAUGUUGUUGAUGACUCCAGCACUUUGGACAUUGACUUUAAGUUUAUGGAAGACAUUGAGAAAUCUGAGGCACGUACAGGCAUUCCCAGUACACAAUACACAAAAGAAAUGCCUUUUAUUUUCAAGUUAGAAGAUUACCAGGAUGCAGUUAUCAUUCCACGGUAUCGAAAUUUUGAUCAGCCUCAUCGAUUCUAUGUAGCUGAUGUAUACACUGAUCUUACUCCACUCAGUAAAUUCCCUUCCCCUGAAUAUGAAACUUUUGCUGAAUAUUAUAAAACAAAGUAUAAUCUUGACCUGACCAAUCUCAACCAGCCACUGCUGGAUGUGGACCAUACAUCUUCAAGACUUAAUCUUUUGACUCCUCGCCAUUUGAAUCAGAAGGGGAAAGCACUUCCACUAAGCAGUGCUGAGAAGAGGAAAGCGAAGUGGGAAAGUUUGCAGAAUAAGCAGAUCUUGGUUCCAGAACUCUGUGCUAUACAUCCUAUUCCAGCAUCAUUGUGGAGAAAAGCAGUUUGCCUUCCCAGCAUACUUUAUCGCCUGCACUGCCUUUUGACAGCAGAGGAACUAAGAGCUCAAACAGCCACUGAUGCUGGUGUAGGGGUUAAAUCACUUCCUGCAGAUUUCAGAUAUCCUAACUUGGACUUCGGAUGGAAAAAGUCUAUUGACAGCAAAUCCUUCAUCUCUAUUCCUAACUCCUCUUUAGUAGAGAAUGAAAAUUACUGUAAGCACAGCACAAUUGUAGUCCCUGAAAAUGCUGCACAUCAAGGUGCUAAUAGAACCUCUUCUGCAGAAAACCAUGACCAAAUGUCUGUGAAUUACAGAACAUUGCUCAAUGAGUCACCCAGUAAAAUCCAAAUUGAUGUCUCGGCAGAACUUGCAGCAAUUAAUGGUGUUUCUUAUAAUAAAAAUCUUGCCAAUGGCAAUUGUGAUUUAGUUAACAGAGACUUUUGCCAAGGAAAUCAGCUGAAUUACUGCAGGCAGGAAAUACCUGUACAACCAACUACCUCAUAUCCCAUUCAGAAUUUGUACAGCAGUGAGAACCAGCCCAAGCCCAGCAAUGAAUGUACUCUACUGAGUAACAGAUCUACCUCAGAUGGAUGCCCCAAAAUGGCAGUGACCACCAGUGCUUCAAAAGCUAUUAAUCUUUCAAAAGACAGAGCAGAUGCUGAAAAGAACCCUUCCAAUGGGUACUCCUCAAAAACUCUCGGUCCUAAUCCUGGUCUCAUUCUUCAAGCUUUGACUCUUUCAAAUGCUAGUGAUGGAUUUAAUCUGGAGCGGCUAGAAAUGCUUGGUGAUUCAUUUUUAAAACAUGCCAUCACUACAUACUUGUUUUGCACUUACCCUGAUGCUCAUGAGGGACGACUGUCGUAUAUGAGAAGCAAAAAAGUCAGCAACUGUAACUUGUAUCGCCUUGGAAAAAAGAAAGGACUGCCUAGUCGUAUGGUGGUGUCGAUUUUUGAUCCCCCAGUCAACUGGCUUCCUCCUGGUUAUAUAGUAAACCAGGACAAGAGCAACACUGAUAAGUGGGAGAAAGAUGAAAUGACAAAGGAGAACUUGUUGGCUAAUGGUAAACUUGAUUAUGAUGAUGAUGAUGAAGAGGACGAAGGCCUAAUGUGGAGGUUAUCCAAGGAAGAAGCAGACUUUGAAGAUGAUUUUCUGGAGUAUGAUCAGGAGCAUAUCAAAUUCAUUGAUAAUAUGUUAAUGGGAUCUGGGGCUUUUGUGAAGAAAAUUUCUCUCUCACACUUUUCAACCACUGAUUCAAACUAUGAAUGGAAAGCGCCCAAAAAGUCAUCCCUGGGUAACGUUCAGUUUUCGUCAGAUUUUGAUGAUUUUGACUAUAGCUCUUGGGAUGCUAUGUGCUAUCUGGAUCCUAGCAAGGCUGUUGAAGAGGAUGAUUUUGUAGUGGGCUUCUGGAAUCCAUCAGAAGAAAACUGUGGUGUUGAUGCAGGAAAACAAUCUAUCUCCUAUGACUUGCAUACAGAGCAGUGUAUUGCUGACAAAAGCAUUGCAGACUGUGUGGAAGCCCUGUUGGGCUGCUACCUGACCAGCUGUGGUGAAAGAGCUGCUCAGCUUUUCCUGUGUUCAUUGGGGCUGAAGGUGCUCCCUGUAGUUAAAAAGACUGAUUGGGAAGGCACUUUGUGUGCUACCAGAGAGAAUUGUAACAGUGAGCAGAAAAAUCUUUCACCGAACUCAGUUUCUGCUUCUGUAGCUAAUUCAGAGCCUUCUCUGUAUAAAGACCUGGAGUAUGGCUGUUUGAAGAUUCCACCGAGGUGUAUGUUUGAUCACCCAGAUGCUGAAAAAACCCUAAAUCACCUUAUUUCUGGUUUUGAAAACUUUGAGAAGAAAAUAAACUACAGUUUUAAGAACAAGGCUUAUCUUCUUCAGGCAUUUACUCAUGCCUCGUACCAUUAUAAUACCAUUACUGAUUGUUACCAGCGCUUAGAAUUCCUGGGAGAUGCAAUUUUGGACUACCUCAUAACCAAGCACCUUUAUGAAGACCCACGGCAACACUCUCCAGGAGUUCUUACUGACCUACGAUCUGCUCUAGUCAAUAAUACCAUUUUUGCAUCAUUAGCUGUAAAGUAUGACUACCACAAGUACUUCAAAGCUGUCUCUCCUGAACUGUUUCAUGUUAUUGAUGACUUUGUGCAGUUUCAAAUGGAAAAGAAUGAAAUGCAAGGAAUGGAUUCUGAGCUCAGAAGAUCUGAAGAAGAUGAAGAAAAAGAGGAAGACAUUGAAGUACCAAAGGCCAUGGGGGAUAUAUUUGAGUCCCUUGCUGGUGCCAUUUACAUGGAUAGUGGAAUGUCUUUGGAAAUGGUUUGGCAAGUGUACUAUCCAAUGAUGAGGCCGUUAAUAGAAAAAUUUUCUGCUAAUGUGCCCCGUUCCCCAGUGCGAGAGCUGCUGGAGAUGGAGCCAGAGACAGCCAAAUUUAGUCCUGCAGAAAGAACUUACGAUGGAAAGGUCAGAGUAACAGUGGAAGUUGUAGGAAAAGGAAAGUUUAAAGGUGUUGGCAGAAGCUACAGGAUUGCCAAAUCUGCAGCUGCGAGAAGAGCACUACGAAGCCUCAAAGCAAAUCAACCUCAGGUCCCAAACAGCUGAGACUCCUCUUAAAAAUAAAUAAAAUGGAGGAAAAAAACACAUACAAAUAAAGCAAAUUUUUAAAAAUGUUGAUGUUGAGAGGAACAAAUUGGAAGACAGAGUUUAAAGUUUGUUUGAUAACAGAAUAGAUAACAAAACAUUUAACAUGUAUAAAAUUUUGGAACUAAUUGUAGUUAUAGUUUUUUGCGCAAACACAAUCUUGUCUUCUUUCCUCACUUCUGCUUUGUUUAAUCACGAGAGUGCUUUAAUGAUGACAUUUAGCAAGUGUUCAGAAUAAUUGUUGUCAGGUCUUUUUGGUUUACUUUUAUUGUCAGUACAGCUUUGCUUAGUGUUAGAAAGCCAGGGAGCUUACGCCUAAUGCAGUUGCUAGAUUUAUAUAUAGUAAUCUUGAAAUUCUUCAAUCUGUGCACUAGUGCCAGUCAUAAAGCAGUUGAUAAACUGUACUGGAUGAUUUGGUAUAAGAAAGAAUAAGUGUGCCAGUAUUCUCCUUUUUUCUUUC